Messenger RNA from Penicilliopsis zonata CBS 506.65, 1874 nucleotides. RefSeq lists its product as hypothetical. Gene Ontology annotation, cellular component: transcription export complex 2. Gene Ontology annotation, biological process: poly(A)+ mRNA export from nucleus; post-transcriptional tethering of RNA polymerase II gene DNA at nuclear periphery; transcription elongation by RNA polymerase II. NCBI's taxonomy places the organism in Eukaryota, Fungi, Ascomycota, Eurotiomycetes, Eurotiales, Aspergillaceae. Gene Ontology annotation, molecular function: RNA binding; double-stranded DNA binding. The coding region runs from base 131 to 1495 and encodes 454 amino acids. The record is from RefSeq and is a predicted model, not a curated record. The transcript has 6 exons.
AGGGUUAUUGUUGGUGUAUAACAUAGCCCAGCUACUAUAUCAUCGCUCGGUAUUCAGGCAAUGGAGUGACUGAAGCACUUGCUAUUUUCAGUCAUAGCGACCAGGCUGGUCUAGCCCCCCUCAAAUCAUCAUGGCUGCUUCGAUCUACGAGGAUUUCAAGCAGGGUCACAGCCUUGGUUCUGGCGAUCGUCUGGCAGCUUCACUUACCCCGAUCGCUCCCGCCGAGUACCCAGACCGACUACGCGCCUUCUACCAUUCAGGGUCAGGAGACGUGCCGGAUUUGCAUCGCACCUUGUUCCGGAAUCACAAACUGAAGUUGCCAAAGCAAGAGCAGGCUGCGUGGGUGGAUAUAUACACUGCUUAUUGGAAAGCAGCGGGGGAACUCGUCAAGCUUGACGAUGGUACGGAGGGCGCGAGCUGGUCGAAGGUAUUCGAUGCCUGGAAGGCGACUGCCAAUGCUUUGAUACGAGGGUACUCGACAUCAUCUCUCCAAGCGUGGACCUUGCCCUGUCUCUAUGUCAUUGGGAAGUACUUGCGGCUGUUUGCGAUGCGGGCGGACGCGGAGCAACCAUCACAGGAGUCGAUCGGGUUUAAUGACGACCUGCAGGAUGAUGUCGUUGCAGACUUUGAGAAGAGCGCCAAGCUGGAGGAGGCUGCUCGUAUUAUGAACCGCAUGUUCACUUUGUGUCUCAGUGACAGGGCGCCGAUCGAAGACUCGAGAAAGUGGGGGAUCUACAGCACGACUAAUCUUCUGUUCAAAACAUACUUCAAGUUAAACUCGGUUGGACUGUCCAAGAAUCUCCUGCGAGCUUUAAAUGCCUCUUCGGCGGAUACACCUGAGCUGGAAGCGUUUCCCAAGUCGCAUAUCGUUCCUUUUGAAUAUUACGUCGGAGUGAUUCAUUUUCUAGAUGAGAAAUACGCGGAAGCGGAACAACAUCUCACCUAUGCAUGGAAAAUGUGCCACAGAGAUGCAUUCAAAAAUAAAGAGCUCAUUCUCACUUACCUCGUACCCUGCCAUAUCGUGACAACACACACCCUGCCAAGUAAAGGGCUUCUUGCACCAUUUCCGCGGCUAGAGAAACUCUUUCGCCCGCUAUGCGACUGCAUCAGAAAGGGCGAUCUGGUUGGUUUUGACGCAGCCAUGUCUGCCGGCGAGGAAGAGUUUGUGAAACGGCGUAUCUAUCUACCCCUCGAAAGAGGUCGCGAUAUCGCUCUGCGGAAUCUCUUCCGACGAGUCUUCAUCGCAGGCGGGUUCGACGAAUCCAAGAACGGACAGCCCCCGAUCCGGCGUACCCGUGUGCCUGUUGCUGAAUUCGGCGCGGCGAUGAGGAUAGGCACUCACGCCGACACCAAAUCGCGAAUUGACAUGGACGAGAUUGAGUGUCUAUUGUCGAAUCUCAUUUACAAGGGUCUGAUGAAAGGUUAUAUCUCUCGGGAACGCAGCAUGGUCGUCCUGAGCAAGGGUGGCACUGCGUUCCCCGGGACAGGCGUUUAAGUCUUAUAUGAUGCUUGUUUGCAACACAUGCAUUUCAAUUAUUGAAGCGUGCUGGCAAGGGGUAUUCGGACGACGCGGCGUCCAAGUAGUUAUUGUUUAUGCUUCGAAUUCUGCCUUUGUCUGCCCAAUGGAUAACCUUCGGAGGUUGAGCGCCUAGAUACGUGCUCGCUUUUUCGCCUGGCUCUAGACUCGUCAGGCGUGUUAUUCCAACCCGGGCUACCCAGGUAUAAGUCAGGGUCCAUUAGCACUUAAAGCUAGAAAGGAAUUGUCUGGUCAUAUCUCUGACUUUGAAGGCAUGGUGAUUAGAUUCUGAUAGUUUAUAUAAGAAUCCAUGUCCUAGCUAGAUGCCUGUCCACUCUCCUGAUCCCAAACUAGACAU